GACACUGAUUGAGAAAAACUGGAAAGUGGGCGCAGAGGAGAUCAUGGAAAACCCCUGGAGGAGAUGGAGGUGGCUGAGGAGCUCGCUGCUGCUGUGUUUAUUCUCUGGUGGCGGCGAGGCCCAGUGUGAAGGAUGUAUAGAGUACUGCUGCGACGGAUCUCCACCUUUCUGCUGCUCCUACUACGCCUACGUGGGGGACGUCCUCUCGGGCACUGCCAUCUCCGGGAUCGUGUUCGGGGUGGUGUUUUUGAUGGGGGCGGUGGCGGCCCUGUUCCUCUGCGUGUGCAUGUGCAUGAAGAAUGGGCGUGGCGCGCGGGUCGGCGUCUUCAGCACCUCCUACAUCAACACUGUGACCCAGGGCUACCCAGGCCCUCCACCUCCGUACACCUACGACUACGAGAUGUACCCCCCGUCCCUGCACCCCCCACCCUACACCCCAACCCAGCCUCGGCCGGCCAACUACUCCCCGCCUCCUCCUUACCCCGGCUGCACCCGCAAGUGAAUCCCUGCUGCACAUCGGCUCUAUUGGCCUGGACUCGGAGAUGCCUGCAGAGAUUCUAAAGCAGCGCCGUGACCCAAAAUUUCCACAUUAAAACAUAAAGAGGGAGCCAGUGCGGUGUUAUUCAGCCUGCCAGAACACCCUGUUCAGUGUCACCGCGGUUCUGCUGCUCCGUAGUGGAGCAAACGGUGGGAAAAUAAUCACUUAACAAAAUGUGGGUCAGGACAGCCAAAGAACGUCCCAUCACGUCUGAUAGACUUAACUGUCGGCGGCCCUGCUGGCCUGCAGCUGGUACUUUUUGCUCGCUAAUAACCAAUAUUCUUAUCUGUUCCCGCCUGUGCACAUCAAAGCCAGCGCACCGCUUUGAUGAAGGUGAAGACCACUUUUGUCAGCACGGAGGGGAACCUCGCAUCACUGGAGGGGAAAAAAAAAAGACUUUCCAGGACACAGUGUAGACUCUGCUUUUAUGGAAAGUUAUCCAUUUUCCCCUCCUUUUGUUUUUUUUUUUUUUUAAAACUGUGUCACUGGCUGAGGUGGAAGUUGAUGAUUAAAGCCGUUUUAAACAAGUCAGGUCUGGACCUGUCACACGUAGACACAAAGACUGGAACAUAAUGCAUAAUCACGCUGACCUAAAUGGCACGGAGGACUUGAAAGGACUGGGCUGUUGGUAAUGAACUGGUUUUUAUUGCCUUACUUGAAACAAUGAGGAGGAGGGGGACUGAACCGGGGGUCACACUGAAACAGAAAAAUGUAAAUCUUUGUGCUUUUUUUUUUUGAAAGAUUCUUGAAUAAAAAAUUGUGAAGCGUUAUUCGUUGCAGUCGGAGGAUGACUGAGCUUAACUGAAAGUGUUCUCACUGUGCUGUGACUGAUUCAUGUGAUCUGUGAAUGAUGGAAGGGAUUUAACCGUAUAAAUAAUGUCGGGUAAAUAAUUGUUUCCUUACUGUUUCAGUGGCUGUGUUGUAAAUUAAAGAUGUUUUUAAGUAU
This is a messenger RNA of Stegastes partitus (bicolor damselfish), 1484 nucleotides long. RefSeq names its product cysteine/tyrosine-rich 1 (gene cyyr1). The coding region runs from base 44 to 502 and encodes 152 amino acids. The transcript is spliced from 4 exons. NCBI's taxonomy places the organism in Eukaryota, Metazoa, Chordata, Actinopteri, Pomacentridae. The record is from RefSeq and is a predicted model, not a curated record.